AUCAUGUGACAAGGGAGCGAGAAAGUCUGUAAAAACAGAGACGACAAAGCAUACCAACGGUUUCAGUAAUGUUACUGGAAUUUCUGUGAGACACACAAGCAACUGACCUAAUCACCGGAAAAGCAGACAUCUAUUGCAGAUGGAGAUGAUCAGAGAUUCACCAGACUAUAACUGGUUUCGAAGCACAGUGCCCCUGAAAAGAAUUAUUGUUGAUGAUGAUGACAGCAAAGUGUGGUCCUUGUAUGAUGCAGGCCCAAAGAGCAUCAGGUGCCCCAUCAUUUUUUUUCCCCCCGUCAGUGGAACUGCUGAGGUGUUCUUCCAACAAAUGUUGACUCUGACAGGCUGGGGCUACAGAGUCAUAUCUCUUCAGUAUCCCGUGUACUGGGGUCUCAUGGAGUUCUGUGAUGGAUUCAGGAAGCUUCUUGAUCACCUGCAGUUGGAUAAAGUACAUGUUUUCGGUGCAUCCUUGGGUGGCUUCCUGGCCCAGAAGUUUGCAGAGUUCACAUGCAAGUCCCCCAGGGUGCACUCUUUGAUACUGUGUAAUUCGUUCAGUGAUACCGCCAUCUUUAACCAGACGUGGACAGCAAACAGUUUUUGGUUGAUGCCAGCUUUCAUGUUGAAGAAGAUUGUUCUGGGGAACUUCGCUAAAGGACCUGUGGACCCAAAAAUGGCCAGUGCAAUUGAUUUCAUGGUUGAUAGGCUGGAGAGCCUCAGCCAGAGUGAGCUAGCAUCAAGACUAACACUGAACUGUCAGAACUCGUAUGUGGAACCACACAGGAUACACGAUGUUGCUGUGACUAUUAUAGAUGUUUUUGAUCAAAGCGCACUGUCUUUAGAAGCAAAGGAGGAGAUGUAUAAAUUGUUUCCAAAUGCCAGACGAGCUCAUCUGAAAACUGGGGGAAACUUCCCUUAUCUUUGCAGAAGUGCAGAUGUCAAUCUUUACAUCCAGGUUCAUUUGCGUCAGUUCCAUGGGACACGUUAUGCUGCCAUCAACCCAGCGAUGGUGAUUGCUGAGGAACUGAAGGUCCAGGAAUGCCACCUAAAAACUUGCCAAGAAUCUGAUGAGCAAUGACCAACAUUUGGUAGCGCUGCACACAUUUCACUUUUUGAUGGAAAAAAUGAAAUCGAGGACAUUUGCUACAAUGUGGUUUUAUUUUGGGAGCAGGUAAAGUUAAUUCUGGAGUGGCUUUGUAUGUGUACACACACACACACACACAUAUACACUACCGGUCAAAAGUUUUAGAACACUCCAACUGUUCCAAUUAUUUAUUGAAGUUCAAAUCAUUCAAGUCCAAUGACUAGCUUGAAAUGGUACAAAGGUAAGUGAUGAAGUGCCAGAGGUUUAAAAAAAAGAUUACACAAAACUGCAAAAUAAUGUGUAUUUCAGAAUUACUGUACACUAUACAAAAAGGCAUGUUUCACAGACCGUAAAAUUGGUCAACAAUUUAAAGCUGUUCUUCAGAAAUGGAGGUGAUCAACCCUUGGCAACUAAUUCCUACAGGUGUUCCAAGUACUAGAGUUCUUACUACCUCCUCUGUCUGCAUAGAAACAGUGUUCGGAACACACUGUGGUACUUACCCUCUUGAACAUCAGUUAAACAGCAUUGGACUGGAGAAAGUAAUUUGUCGCUACAAAAAUGGCAAGAAAAAUGGGAAUUAACAAUGGAAGAGAGAGAGACCAUCUUAACACUUAAAAAUUGUAGGUUUUUCCUCCAGAGAAAUUGGAGUGUUAUAAAACUUUGGACCUGUGUGUGUGUGUGUGUGUGUGUGUGUGUGUGUGUGUGUGUGUAUGCGUAUUUAUGUGUGUAUAUGUACUGUAUAUACUGUCUAUAUAUUCAGGGUGUCCCAAAAAAAUGUAUACGCUCUUGAAAUAAUUGUGAACUAAGUCUUUGUUAUAAUUUGUUCAAUUUUCAAAGUGUAAUAGAAUUUACAAACAUAAUUUUGUUUUGUCACCUCCUAUUCUCCAACUGACAUCCGUUUUGUUCCAGACAAUGCUGACAACGCAAAGCAAUGGAAUUGCACACAUCACAAAGCAAUUUCCUUGGUAUUUUCUUGCAUUCACGUUCAGUGGCUAUUCUCAAUUCAGCGACUGUUGCAGCUCUCAUAGCGUGGACUUUGUCUUUUAGGUGUCCCAAUAAAGAAAAGGUCUGGUGGUGUGAGAUCUGGUGAACGCGGGGAGUAUUCAACGAAACCCCUCCUUCCAAUCCACGUGUUUGGCAAGAUCUCACAUCUCUCAAGAUCUCAGAUCUCACAUGUAACAAUGUGAUGGCAGCCCCAUUUUGCUGAAAAUAAAAGUCCUCAUCUUCAAAGUCUUCUCUAAUACAGUAUUUGGCAUGACACACUGUUGCAGCAGGUGCAUACAUUUUUUGGGACACCCUGUCUAUAUACACUUCUGAUCAAAAUCUUAAGACCAGUUGAAAAAUUGCUAGAAUUUGCAUUUUGCACAUUUGGAUCUUAAU
This is a messenger RNA of Dunckerocampus dactyliophorus (ringed pipefish), 2458 nucleotides long. RefSeq names its product SPG21 abhydrolase domain containing, maspardin (gene spg21). The coding region runs from base 140 to 1072 and encodes 310 amino acids. Lineage: Eukaryota; Metazoa; Chordata; Actinopteri; Syngnathiformes; Syngnathidae. Gene Ontology annotation, cellular component: trans-Golgi network transport vesicle; cytosol. Gene Ontology annotation, molecular function: CD4 receptor binding. The record is from RefSeq and is a predicted model, not a curated record. The transcript is spliced from 10 exons.